AUGGCGUCUUCACAUCUCCCUCCAACCCCGGCUUCAUCCACCGACAUCCGAGGCAAAGAGAAGCUCGUGCAUCUGGCACCAGCCUUUACGCUUCCUCCGGCCGCCUAUGCGGAUGGCAGUGAUAGAGCCAUCUCAUCACCGCUGUCAAGUCAUGGCUCCGACUCGUCGUACCACCCUCAUUCUCCCGUAUCUUUGAACAUUGCUAGACGUAAGUCGACCGCUGCUCAGUCAAGCUCGGCCAAAGCAGACGACACAUUCGCCCUUCCUCCACCACCUACUCGCAACCGCAAAAUCAUCCAGAUGAAGCCGAAGUCUGCUGCUGGCGAAAAGCAACAAGAAGCCGAGGUCGAGGCAGCUCCAGCAAAAGCCACUGGAGGUAGAAAGAAGAGUGGUAACACAAGCAGUACGGCGGCUAGUCGUAAGGUAGCUCGUAAGACAGCACACAGCUUGAUAGAAAGGCGACGACGCUCGAAGAUGAAUGAGGAGUUUGGUGUAUUGAAGGAUAUGAUUCCUGCUUGUCAGGGUCAGGAGAUGCACAAGCUGGCGAUCCUCCAGGCAAGCAUCGAAUAUCUACGCUACCUCGAGCGUUGUAUCACAGACCUAAAGGCCGACAAUACGGCUGUGAGACAAAACUCGAUAUCACAGCCUGCCGCCCCAGCUGUACCUACACCACAGCCUGCUGUCGUCGACGAACCUAUGGAGGCCGAAGAAGAGGAUGACGAUGACCAAGAGAUGUCGGACACGAACCACUCCACCGGCGCCUCAACGCCCAACGGACCACUACUCUCGCAUACACAAUCUCGAGAGUCGAUCCCAUCUCUGGCCUCACUACCCUCGAUGUCUCAUUUCACCAAUAUGUCACCUGCCAUUGCACCCUCCGAGGCUUCAUCUUCAAGACACUACAGCAUCUCAUCCACAUCUGCUCCUUCCUUCUCCCCCUACAUUCACUCACAACAAGCGUCACCUUUCUUCUUACCCACUGCCGGUCAACAUGAACCUUCCUCCUUCGCUCUUACAAGUCCUGCAUUACGAGCUCAAGACUCAUCCAUGCACAGACCAGGCGUCGUCGGCGAAGAUGCAAGGCUUCGUGAGCGCCGGGAGAAGGAGUUGGAUCACGAAGCAAUGGCUGCUCUACUCAUGUUGAACUCGGACAGAAGAACCUACAAAGAUAGGUCUGGUCGUGGUAUGAGUGUGCAGGAUCUAUUGAGUAAUUGA
Messenger RNA from Aureobasidium subglaciale EXF-2481, 1215 nucleotides. RefSeq lists its product as uncharacterized. Gene Ontology annotation, molecular function: protein dimerization activity. The coding region runs from base 1 to 1215 and encodes 404 amino acids. The transcript has 2 exons. NCBI's taxonomy places the organism in Eukaryota, Fungi, Ascomycota, Dothideomycetes, Dothideales, Saccotheciaceae. The record is from RefSeq and is a predicted model, not a curated record.